AAGCAACCGACAGAGAUAAGAGUCUGCAAGGCUAUAUGCAACAGCCUUUUUCACUGCAGUUGAAUGUGUACAGACUAACAGAAUGGUUUUCUCUUUAAGUACCUGAACCCAUUCCUCAUCCUUUUUUGAACAUUCUAAAAUUAUGAAUUCCACAGUGCCUUGGGCACUGCCUCUGCUGUCUGGUUUGGUCUAAGGAAAAAAAAAUGUGAGGUUGGUACUAAAGACGUGCCUUUCCUGACGUCUCUGCUGCUUGGAACCGCUUCUAGAGCAGUCUCUGCUUUUGCCUUGCUUGCUGCCCAGCUAGACUACGACGACUGCACAUCUACCCUCCAGCUGUAGGCCAGCUGUCCCCCCACCUAUACCUAGAAUUGAGCAAAGCCAUCCUCAGUACCAGGCAAUGCCCUCUGCUGCUUUACUGUAGACAUAAAACUUUAUCAUUAUUGUUAUUCUUUUUUUUUUUUUUUUUGGUUUGUUUUUUGCUCUCUGAAAAAGGGAGUUUCCACUACCAGUAAAAAAAGACAAAGUCAAAUGUAAUAUUAUUGCUGUACAUGCUGCAUAUUUAUAUGCCAAGCUAAUUAAUAAUGAAUUGCAACAUAAAAUUUGGUUGCUAAUUCAGCUGUGGGGGAGAUUAAUUUUCAGAGAACUCUACUGGAAGCCAUUUCAAACGCCAGCGUCAGCACAGGCUCUGCCACAUUUUCAUGCUUCUGGUUGGGCUCCAGUUUGGCACUAAGAAUGGGUUACUAGCUCAAGGCUAGAUUCAGGUCAAAUUUUUGGAUACAUACAGUACAUCUCUUUGGCUUAAAGUGGAAAAUUGCUCUGGGUUGAUAGCUCUUGACUGUGUCAGCUUGCACAGAAGACACUUUAGAAAAGUUUAAUAGAAAAUUUCUGAAUCUAUCAAUUAAAAACAAAGCCAUUUUCUAUUUUUUCUAAAUUGUUCAUAUUUUUUAAUUUGGCGCAAUAUACCAUAGAUUGCCUGGCUUUUUUGUUUAUUUAAUUUUUGCUUUUCUUUUCAAAAUUUAACUACCUGUAAAGAUCAAGCAUGGCAGUUAAUGUCACGCCAAUCCGGGAUACAAAAUGGCUUACACUGGAAGUGUGUAGAGAGUUCCAAAGGGGGACUUGCUCACGACCAGACACCGAAUGUAAAUUUGCACAUCCCUCAAAAAGUUGCCAAGUUGAAAAUGGAAGAGUAAUCGCCUGCUUUGACUCUUUAAAAGGCCGCUGCUCACGAGAAAACUGCAAAUAUCUGCACCCUCCCCCUCACUUAAAAACCCAAUUGGAAAUAAAUGGACGCAAUAACCUAAUUCAGCAGAAAAACAUGGCAAUGCUGGCACAACAGAUGCAAUUGGCCAAUGCCAUGAUACCUGGUACUCAAUUACAACCUGUGCCGAUGUUUUCUGUCACCCCUAGCCUUGUUACCAAUGCCACAGCAGCCGCAACAGCUUUCAACCCUUAUCUUGGGCCUGUAUCUCCUGGCCUGGUUCCAGCAGAAAUCCUGCCUACUACUCAAAUGAUAGUAACUGGGAACCCUGCUGUUCCUGUGCCUGCUGCAGCAGCAGCUGCAGCUCAGAAACUUAUGCGGACUGACAGACUGGAGCUAUCAUUUCAGGUGUGGCAGGGCACCCCCUGGCAGCUGUGGCACACCUUCACAAACCAGGCCAGACAACAGGUAUGCCGAGAGUAUCAGCGUGGGAACUGCACAAGAGGAGAAAAUGACUGCCGCUUUGCUCAUCCUGCUGACAGUGCAAUGAUUGAUACCAAUGACAACACAGUCACUGUUUGCAUGGAUUACAUAAAAGGGAGAUGCUCCAGGGAAAAAUGUAAAUAUUUCCACCCACCUGCCCAUCUUCAGGCCAAGAUCAAAGCAGCACAACACCAAGUCAACCAGGCUGCUGCAGCCCAGGCUGCGGCUGCAACGGCGGCUGCAAUGACUCAGUCGGCUGUCAAAUCACUGAAGCGACCCCUCGAGGCAACCUUUGACCUGGGAAUCCCACCAGCUGUUCUCCCCCCAUUGCCAAAGAGACCUGCACUUGAGAAAGCCAAUGGUGCCACCACAGUCUUUAAUACUGGUGUUUUCCAAUACCAACAGGCCCUUGCCAACAUGCAGUUUCAGCAACAAACAGCCUUUAUACCAUCAGGCUCAAUAUUGUGCAUGACACCUGCUACAAGUGUUGUUCCCAUGAUGCACGGUGCUACGCCCGCCACUGUGUCAGCAGCCACAACAUCUGCCACAAGUGUUCCCUUCGUUGCAACAGCCACAGCCAACCAGAUACCCAUAAUAUCUGCCGAUCAUCUGACUAGCCACAAGUAUGUAACUCAGAUGUAAGAGUUCCCUCACAAAACAAUCAUACUAAAGAAAAAUGUGCACUAGUAACAUUUUAGGAUAAAUGUUAUUGGAGCAUGUAAAUAAUAAUUGAAAAGACAACCUCAGCAAAAGUGCGGUGGCAACAUGCAUGCUAGCAACACCGAAGGAUGGGCAGAAGACACAAACUUCAAGAUGUCGCAUACUGACACAUGUGUGCUGUGAAAGAUAUGAAAGUGAAAGCUGAGGUGAAGCAUGUUGCUGCCCAAGUACACCAUUGUCUGCCUCUUCUGAUUCAUGUUAUGCAUACCUUAUUGUAUAUGCAUUCAAAAUGUAAACAUUACCAAAUGUAUCUGGCUCACCUGAAAAGGCAGGCUGUGGUGUAACUUUGCAAGUCUAACGUGUUGGUACGUCUGUAGACCAAGAAAUAUUUUUAUUAUUAAAAUUAUUAUUAUAAUUAUUAUUAUUAAUUAUAUAUUUCUUUCAUGGUUUACAAAUAACAAAGGUGCACCUUGUGUUUUAAAAAAAAAAUCUAAAACAAAAUGCCAUUGUAGGUGAGAGUCAAUUGUGCAUGCACAGUGUUCUAUAUAUAAGGGUUAUAUUUUUAAUGUACUAGAUUGUAAGAGGAAGUUAAGGAGGUAUUUGACAGAGAUGAAUGUGCUGAGCAAAACCACAACUGUGUAUGUCUUAAAGCAAACCAUAACUUUAAGAACCAUGUUGUAGGAUCCACAUUAAGUGCCAUAUAGACUGUACAUCCAGCUAGAGUAUUAAUACUGCAGUGUUAAUGUGUUUACCUGAUUAUCAUCACUAUACUUUUUUGUGUUAAUAUUUUGUAGAAGGCAUCACUAUUGUUUUAUUGAUGUUACUGCCUUAGAAAUGGCACCCUUAGAACAGCCAGUCAUCGUUACAGUCUCUACAUAUGGGGUUUCUUGUAACAUUAGUGACGUGUUCUGUUUUAGGACCUCUGUCAUGCCUAUCAGAGAGUAACAGUAAAGAGCUAUAUUCUGACUAUUCUGUGGGAACCA
This is a messenger RNA of Polypterus senegalus (gray bichir), 3324 nucleotides long. It is a transcript of the gene mbnl1, whose product is annotated as muscleblind-like splicing regulator 1. Lineage: Eukaryota; Metazoa; Chordata; Cladistia; Polypteriformes; Polypteridae. The coding region runs from base 1040 to 2323 and encodes 427 amino acids. The transcript has 12 exons. Gene Ontology annotation, molecular function: metal ion binding. The record is from RefSeq and is a predicted model, not a curated record.